GGCUACGGAGUUCUUUGAAAUAUUCAUAUAUCCGUGCUUAUUGCAUGCUGAUCGUAAAAGAUCUUGACGAUCAUUAAAGAUUGAACGUUUAAGUCGUUAAAGUUCAAACAUUUAAGCUUACAGUUUAGAUUCAUUGCAUAAUAGAGACGAUACCGUGCGACUAAACAAUAAUCACACCCUGGGACAUUCAAUAACGGAUCUAAGAGUGUGUUUGAUAGAGUCGGAGAUGUAAGGUGCUUUUGCUUUUGGGACUGAAGAGGAUAUGGUGUAAGUGAUCACUAGACCUCAAGGUUUGUUGAAAGGAAAAAUAUCAAUGAAAGUAUAAAAUAUCUUCAUUUUGACCAGUACGAUACGAACAACGAUUAAGCAUAGCCUGUCGAAGAAGAGUAAAAUUAAUUUGUCCGCACAAUCCUCCCACAAAUGUAUCGUACCUUUACAGUACCCAAAAUUCAUCAAACACAGCAAAUUCAUCAUCUGCAAGCCAGACGAAUUACCGAAGACGGAAUCAACGGCAAGGAAUUGUUUGCAGGGGACACUGAGGUGCAAGCACGUACGCCCGCAGCUGCAUUUACUUAUUGUGUGUAUGUGUGUCGGUCCACUGUCCUAUGCCAGUUCAGCCUUUUGCAGAGAUUUCCCUGCAGCGUGGUUUUGUUUAUUCUUUCAGCUCUCUUUUCCUUCAGGUUCGUCGCCUAUGGUCCACCGUUGGUGGAAGAUAUGUAUGUAUCGAUAUAAGACACCAAAGUUGGUAGAAAAAAAGGUUCAUGCACAUGGUUUUAGGUAUGCUUUGUUUACGAUUCGUCAAGAUGUGUGUGGCAGCCGUAACGGGGUGUAGGGCAAGGAUGGCCACUUUAGCCCUGAUUACAUCUAAAACCCGGUUGUGGCCGUGUUCUUCGGUAUGAGUGUAUGUGUGUGUGUUUGUGCGGGUAAUUUUUUUUGCUUCCCGGCAGUGGGAAAAGAAAGGAUACCACCUAUCCGAUCGGGUCACCCAGAAAGGAUGCAAGUAAGGUUCGCCCGCACCAGCGUAUAACGAAAGGCGAGAGAAAACAACAGAAUGAAAAAGGAUCCUUUAGGCACGAGAUGCAAGCAUGUAGGGUCCUUCCGUUUGGUUUGGUUUGGUAACGAGGAUAUAAGAGUGAAGAAGGCGAAAAAGGAGGCAAGAACAUGUAGCGAAAUCAAAGCAGAGUCUCUUCAUCGUUAUGCCAGUUGCAACAGAACCGGUACAGUUGGUGGAGUGUUGUGAAUUUAUUUUUGAAAUAGUUUCUAAUGCAACUAUGAAUAAAGAACCGCUACACAGCUGUUGGAAAUAAUGUAUACACAUUAAUAGAAAUUGCUAGUUAUAGUGCGAUUGUAGCUGCCCAGCCGACAUUCAACAACCGACUAGCGAGAGACUGAGCACCUUAAUUUGCAUGACCGCGUAAUGUUUCCCCGGACACAGCUAGAGUGUAUGCGCGUGUGUGUUUGUGUGCUUUCAAAUGUAUCCUGCCGAUAGGCGUACCUUGUCGGUCAGUCGGUCAGUCACGAAACGUACCCAAUGCUGGACGUAAACUAUUGAUUCCGUGCGAAGCAACGUAACGGCUGUAGGUCCUUUAACCGGUCACCGAGUACAGCGAACGCCAACAGGUUCAGAAUUGUGAAGGAGUCGGCGUCACCAUUUGCGUGUCCGGAAGGUUCGCAUCUUUCUGGGGGGAUUUAAAACGUCCAGUUGCACGAAAGACGCCCUACUGGACGGUGAGUGUUCUGUGCGCUGGUUUGAUAUUCGUAACAGAACUCGGUCGGUUGUCCAGGGAAUGUUUGGCCGUGUAAGGUCUGUCGAAAGUAAUUAUAUAGUAAGACAUGAAUUUAACCUUUGCUGCUAUGAUAUUAUGGUGGGUGAUGUCGUUGAUCCUGAUGGGAGAAUCGCUAGCGGAAAAGCCAACCUUUCGCAUUAUAGCACCCGAGUUUAUCUGUAACCCUGCAGAAGGCUACAGAAGCAACCAUGAUAACAACAGUGCAACCGUAGGCGUCGCCCGUGGAAAUUCGACCCAAUCCACACGCCAACUAACGAUCGGCUUUCAGACGAAUGGCGGCCAACGGUUGCACUACCGCGUGAAAACGUACUUCACGCUGCUGGAUGACAACGGAUUCAUCAGCCAGCGGCACACGGUUGGAUUGUGGCGUGCCGUACGACAGCUUGAACAGCGUGUUCGGCGCGAUAGAGACAUGAUCGCCCAGAACGGUCAGAUGACGAUCGGUACCGACGAUUUGUUGCCGGGUGUCGUGUACUCGUUCGGUGUCGUUGCCGUGGAUGCCGAUGGUAUGGAAAGCGAGGAGCAAAACUUUACCAUGACCUACAGGAACGUUGACCAGGGCGCCUCGUUCGAGCAUGGCGGUUCGACCAGAAGCGAUGACGAUGUGUCACUGUUGCUGCUCGGUGCGGAGAAAUCGUACGCGGAUGUGGAGUACCUCGUAACAGCCCAGUUAAUCUUCUGUCGGCGACGAACCGAUUACUACUUUCGUUGGACUAUUGGUGCGAUGAGUGACAGUGAACUAAGCGCUGUCACUAUGGAGCGGUCGAAGAUGUUACGAGUACCGGCGGGUAGUUUUCUUCCCGGGCAACAGUACGAAAUCGAAGUGUCUGUGUUUUCGACGACCUCCGCGGAUGAGGCUAUUGCGCAGGCACACAUGUCGGUAACCGUUUUGCGACGUGAUCCGGAAGUGGUCCUAUUUCCAACCGACGCUAUAGUGGGCAUUGAUCAAGCAGUUCAGUUACGAUCGUAUGCAUCGGGUGGUGAAGUGGUGUGGUCUUGCCAAAAGACAGGUGACGACAGUAAUUGUGCCGAUACGUUCGAAAUUAGUGAUGGUGAUGCAGUGGUCACUUUUUACAACGUAGGACAGUACCAUGUAAAGGUUUCCAUUGACGGUGAUUCGGGGGAGAAAACUGAGUCUCAAUGCCUGUUGACCGUUAACCCGAAAGUGACCCCUACGGUGAAAAUACUCCAGUGGUCUCAAUAUCCGGCCAUUGGUCGUGAAUCAUUUGAAAUGCUCGUGAGCGUUGCUGGGCUCGUACCAAACUGCUAUUCGAAUUGGACGAUUCUGCAGGGAGAAGAUGGCUUUGCGUACUUCGAUCCAGCUCUACUACCGAAUGGUGGCACAUUGGGUGGAUUGUUCAUACGCGACAUAGAAGAAAACUUUCUCUCGGAACUGGUUGACUACGGCAACGAUACUGUCGUGAAGGAUAUCACUCUGUCCAUUCCGGCAGGUACAGCAACAGGAUCUUGGAAAGGACUCGAACCGGAUGUACGUUACAAAUUUCGUUUACAGGCGUUUUGUCCUGAACCAAUGGACGAUAGCAAAAUGGCGGGACAACAGAGACAACGUGAACAGGUGCAAAGUCACUGGACGUUUGUGCUGGAAACAAAUGGUGCACCGGAAGUAUUACCGAUUGAAAUUUCCCCGGAGAGCAAUGGAACGGCACUGGAAACUGUGUUCAAGCUAACUACCGGAAUUGCAAAAGAUACGGAACGUGAUUAUCCGCUGCGGUACAGCUUCUGGUACAUUGCCGAUGGGGUAGAUGUACAUAUUGCCACUAUCUACGAGAUAACUUCAGCUGAGACCGUUCUGCCGUACACUAAAACUGGUAGUGUGGAAACGUAUGCAAUCGUAUGUGAUUCACGAAAUGCGUGCACGAAGAUCAUUGGUCCGAAUGUUUCCCUCACUGCAGGCGCAGAACCAUCGGUAGCAGAUAUUUCGUACGCAUUCGAAUCCAUGGAAGGCUUUUUCAAUCGGCUCAACUAUCGCGAUGCACUUAAGUGUGCCUUUGAGCUGCUUAUAACGCUGCGUAACCGCAACUCACCUCAGUACGAAAGUGCGUACCGACGGUUUGUCGAUCUACUGCAACAAUCUAUCGCACACAUUCGGAAGGUGUACGGCGAAACGACGUACUUGUCGGAUGCGUCCAUACAGGAAUUUAUCAUGCAAACGAAACCCAUCCUGGAUCUGGAGGAGUCGAACAAUCACGAGCUGUUCCAGCAGUUGUUAGAAUUAAUGGACCCCGCACCACGCAGCAAACGUUCCUCACAGACGUCUCCACUGCACGCUCCUGAGAAUGUCACCAAAGUUAGUACCAAACUGUCGCUAAUGGAAAGCCUAACCGUGUCGAAAAAUGUUUCCGUUGCAAACCAGGCCCGUACAAGUCUGCUGAAUUUCGUCCAUCAGGCCACCAAAAAUUAUUGCACGACCGAGUCCUACCACGUUUAUGUAGGACAACUGAUUACAUUGAAAAUGAAUCGAUACCGUAGCCUUUCGGAAAUAAACUUGCGACAGGUGGCAGUUCCGAACAACGUGCUGUUCAGUGCGCCCACAGACCGUGUACCGUUUUUGAAUGGUUUUCCGGAAACGGAAUACUACUGUUUCGGGCGCAUUUAUUAUGCACGUGAUCUGUUCGUCCAGAAGGAAGCGCACGAGUUGGAUUUGGGUUUCUACGAAGCGUUUGUACUGUCGGUUGAAAAGGGCGGUAUGUGGACGCUGCUCGACUGGAAAAGUGAUUACUUCCAGUGGUCACUGGAUGGAAGACGGUUGCCGAACGUAACGUGUCAACUUUGGACGGACAAUAUAUGGAGCAGCAAACAUUGCGUCACGGAGGAAACUGUCACAGACGAGGUGCGAUGCAAUUGUACUAAGAUGGCAUACUUGAGAAUUUCAAAUGAAACAGAAUCUGUUUCAAAUGAAUCGACGAGCCGAAAUAUAACGACUGAUUCAACAGCGUUGACUGUUACUAGUGUGACGGAAUCAUCGCCGGAGUCUACAGUCUCUCCGGAACACGGCAACUUUUCGGAAGCAGUAACUGUAGUGUCUGAUCUAGCGACGACUUCUUGGUCAUCAACUGCAAACACGUCCGAUGUUGUAACUGCAACCGAAAGUGAUAUGUUGACACUGGGGUCGACACUGGGCAACACAACCGAACCUACGGAAAGCUUUCCUGUUGCAUCACCAUCGAACACGUCCAUCGCCGAUAAUGGACCUAGCGCGCUUCUGCAAGGAGGUAACGAAACCGGAAAUACGCUCUUGCGUAACCAAUCAUUAGAAGUUUCGUCGAUCGGGUAUACGAUCGCUGGUGCGCUGGCAAUCGCAUUUUUGGCCAUGGUGCUGGUGACUGUGAUCUAUCGACGGCGUAAGGCAGUGUUGCGUUUGGCCGAUGAAUUACACACCGUACCGUCGAGAACUCGUACUCAACCGUCACCACACGUACGCUACGCUCGAUUUCAAGACGAACACAACAUGACUGGUGAUAACGUGUCCACCAUAUCAGACGUACUGACAAUCUAACAAACAUUGCAAGUAGAACGCGCUU
Molecule: messenger RNA, 5329 nt
Organism: Anopheles funestus (African malaria mosquito)
Lineage: Eukaryota; Metazoa; Arthropoda; Insecta; Diptera; Culicidae
Exons: 5
Coding region: 1834-5304 (1156 amino acids)
Source: RefSeq, a predicted model, not a curated record